CUGCCGUUGCUUUAAAACCAGCGCCGCCUCACCUCAUGCAAAGCUCCCAAGCGAUCUUCCGAGAGCUACAGCUGAUCAGGCAAUAGGCAUCCGACCCGACGCGACGCAAGCAAGGAACCGCGCACCGCCGGCCCAUGGCGACGGCGGCGCCCGCGCGGCACCGGACGUGCCGCAUGUACUGGUGCUACCAGUGCGCCCGCGCGCUCCGCAUAAUCUCCUACCCGUCCACCGACGUCUUCUGCCCGCGCUGCUUCGGCCGCUUCCUCCACGAGAUCGACGCGCCGCCGCGCCCCGCCGCGUUCCCGCCGCCGCCGCACUUCCUCCCGCACCCGUUCCACCCGCAGCACCAGUACGACGGCCACCCGCGCCGCUGGGUCAUAUACGGCGGGGAGCCGGCAACAGUACCAGGCCGCGCGUUCCGGCAGCCCGCUCCGGCUCCGUCGCCUGCACCGGCGCCGCCUCGGCGGCGCGUGCCCUCCCCGCCGCCGCCGGUGCCGCGGAGGCCGUCCACGCCGCCGGCCUUCGACCCCGGGAACUACUUCACGGGGCCGAACCUGAACAACCUCAUCGAGGAGCUCACCCAGAACGACCGGCCGGGUCCUGCGCCGGCGCCGCCGUCGGCCAUCGACUCGCUCCCGACGGUGCGGAUCACCGGGGCGCACCUGUCCGACGGCCCGCAGUGCCCCGUGUGCAAGGAGGACUUCGAGAUCGGGGAGGCGGCGCGGCAGCUGCCGUGCAAGCACGUCUACCACUCCGACUGCAUCGUGCCGUGGCUCCGCCUCCACAACUCCUGCCCGGUCUGCCGGUACCAGCUGCCCGGCGGCGGGGGCUCCUCCAACGGCAGCAGUCAGCAGGCCGCCGCACCUCGCGGCGGCACCAGGAACAGGGAGAGGGAGAGGGAGCCCCCGACGUUGGUGCGGUGGGGCCCGUUCUCGUGGCUGUGGCCGCCGCGGGAGCUGGACGACCCCGACGACGCGUGGGAGCACGGGCGGCGCGGCAGGCAGCACGACGCGGCCGACGCCGGCGCAUUCUACGCUUGGUGGCGCUCUCUGUUUCUCUUCUAACUGCUUCGAUGGAGACGUAAUCGUAUAUAUCCCAGUAAACUCUGCAGCUAUUCUGCCAGUUCGAUGUGAAUGGUGCAAAUCUGUUGUGAAGAUGUAAGCAUGCGCUCGUGUGAAAAUGAAGUGGAGUCCCGCUGUAAAUGGCGUGUAACUUGCACAUAGUUAAAGGAGCAUGCCAAAUUCAAGGCAGGCUCCAUGUACAGUUAAUGAUGAUGUAUCAUACAUCAUGGUAACACAAGUUUCUGAACAUGCAGCAGACGUUCUACGUGA
Panicum virgatum (switchgrass) is the source of this 1331-nucleotide messenger RNA. RefSeq names its product E3 ubiquitin-protein ligase RZF1-like. The transcript is spliced from 3 exons. NCBI's taxonomy places the organism in Eukaryota, Viridiplantae, Streptophyta, Magnoliopsida, Poales, Poaceae. The record is from RefSeq and is a predicted model, not a curated record. Bases 135 to 1064 code for a protein of 309 amino acids. Gene Ontology annotation, molecular function: ubiquitin protein ligase activity. Gene Ontology annotation, biological process: protein ubiquitination. Gene Ontology annotation, cellular component: cytoplasm.